Cooperia oncophora is the source of this 270-nucleotide messenger RNA. Lineage: Eukaryota; Metazoa; Nematoda; Chromadorea; Rhabditida; Trichostrongylidae. The record is from the annotation of a GenBank genome assembly.
AUGACACGAUGCUGGGAUAAAGAUCCGAAUGAGCGCCCGAAUUUCACGCAGUGUAUUCAUCAAUUGAAAGAACAUCUUCGGCUCGCAUCUCCUCAGUUACUGGAGCGUGUAGAAUUGGACCUUGGCGAAGAAUGUAAGCGUCAAGAUGCUCUAGCCCAAUGGCUGACACCGGAGCCAGACCCACGAGAAGGCAUAAACGGUUUUGGCACUGUAAGUCCGUCCUCACCAAAGCAUACUGAACGCAUUUAUAUCAGUGAAUUUCCUCGGUAG